Messenger RNA from Caretta caretta (loggerhead turtle), 11393 nucleotides. It is a transcript of the gene TMEM161B, whose product is annotated as transmembrane protein 161B. Lineage: Eukaryota; Metazoa; Chordata; Testudines; Cheloniidae. The record is from RefSeq and is a predicted model, not a curated record.
CACAAGGGUCACCAAUGAAGGAAGACUGCCGAAAAUCUGGCGCAUGUUAAGUUAUUGGCCUCCCAAAACCUGGUAAAGACCCAAACAUAACAUCAAGCUAUCUCCUGAUAUUGCCGCUUUCUCUGUCUCUCAAGGUUCUAGAGAGCCUAAUGUUACAGUGAAUAACACCAGAGGUGGAGAACAUUUUGAAGGGCGAUCAAGCAUUCAUUCAGUGUGGUCUAAGCACAUGCAAUCAAGUACUUGCUCUAACCACAUUAAUCAAAAACGGUUUUCAAAGAAAUCUGAAAACAGGUGCUAUUUUCCUUGACCUCCCUGCAGCGUAUGAUAUGGUGUGGCACACGAGUCUACUUCUUAAAAUAUCAAGAGUCCUCCCACCCUGGGUUACUGAUGCCAUUGAACUGCUCCUCUGAGACAGAUGGUUCAGGAUGCAUGUGGGUGAGAAACCAAGUGCUUGGAAGAAAACAAAUGAACAGGUUAUGCUAGGGGUCUGUUCUAGCCCCGACCUUUUUAGUCUAUACAUCAAUGACCUGCCACCAACCCAAUUGUGGGAGCUCAUCUAUGCAGACAACAUAUGCUGCGGGCUACCAGGCUCAGACUUUCUCUGCACUGGAGAAAACCCGACAGACGAUGCUGCCAAGCUGGCCAACUAUAGCAAGACAUGGCACCUUCUGCCAAGCACCAGCAAGACAGUCUCUAGCACAUUCUGUCUCCACCAAACCACUGCUAAAAGGGAACUAACGUCAUAACGAAUGGCCGGAAGCUGAAGCAUGAAGUGAACCCUGUUUACUGAGGCGUGACUCUUGACCUUUGCUGCUGCCUUGUUCAGGUGACUUUUGCAUGUCAGCAUUCAGUCAAUACAUGCAACAACCUUCACAGCAAACUGGCAGGUUCUUCAUGGGGAGCAGAUGCACCAGCCCUAUGGACCUCAGUCCUUGGCAUGUCAAAUUCAAUAGUAGAGUACUAUGCGCCAGUAUGGAGUCGGUCAGCACACAUCAAACUUGUUGACGUGCAACUCGACUCAACAAUGUGCAUCAUCACAGGAACUCUCUGACCAACUCAUCUUUCAUGGCUUCUAGUUCUGAGCCACAUUGCUCCCCUUUACAUCACAAGGGAGAUUGCAGUUGGCAAACUGCUUGAGAAGGGUGUGAUAGGUGUACAGCUCGUGGUUACCAUGGUGAUGGCUAGUGUCAUACAGAAGAUCAUACCUCACUAUUCUCUAGCUCGUUGGCUUCUCUGUAGUGGCAGUUUACGAUGGUAUCAGCAUCCCACUGAAGAAGAAUUACGAAUUCUUGCAGGGAAGCAACAAAGGGGGAAAAGCAAAAAAGAUAGAAAAUAUAAUGGUCAUAUUGAAAAUAAACCCCUAACCAUUCCUAAGGAUAUUGAUCUUCAUCUGGAAACAAAGUCAGUUACUGAAGUGGACACUUUAGCAUUGCAUUAUUUUCCUGAAUAUCAGUGGUUGGUGGAUUUCACAGUUGCAGCUACAGUGGUGUACUUGGUAACUGAAGCCUACUACAGUUUGAUGAAGCCCUCACAGGAAAUGAAUAUCAGCAUAGUCUGGUGUCUGCUUGUUUUGGCUUUUGCCAUCAAGAUACUGUUCUCAUUGACUACUCACUACUUCAAAGUAGAAGAUGGUGGUGAAAGAUCUCUCUGUGUCACCUUUGGCUUUUUUUUCUUUGUCAAAGCCAUGGCAAUCCUUAUUGUAACUGAAAAUUAUCUAGAAUUUGGACUUGAAUCGGGGUUUUCAAAUUUUUCAGAAAGUGCUGUGCAGUUUCUUGAAAAGCAAGGUUUGGAAUCCCAGGGUCCUGUGUCUAAACUAACCUUCAAAUUGUUCCUGGCUGUUCUUUGUUCACUUAUUGGUGCUUUUUUGACAUUCCCUGGCUUACGACUGGCUCAAAUGCAUCUGGAUGCUCUGAAUUUAGCAACAGGAAAAAUAACACAAACAUUGCUGCAUAUAAACUUCUUGGCACCUUUACUUAUGGUCUUAUUGUGGGUAAAACCAAUCACCAAGGACUACAUUAUGAACCCACCUCUGGGCAAAGAGAGCGUGCCUUUAAUGUCAGAAGCAACAUUUGAUACGGUACGACUGUGGAUAAUUAUCCUAUUGUGCGCUUUACGGUUGGCCAUGAUGCGUCAACACCUGCAAGCCUACCUUAAUUUAGCACAGAAAUGUGUGGAUCAGAUGAAAAAGGAGGCUGGCAGAAUAAGUACAGUUGAUCUGCAGAAAAUGGUGGCCCGAGUAUUUUAUUACCUUUGUGUAAUUGCAUUGCAGUAUGUGGCACCUCUGGUAAUGCUGCUUCAUACAACUCUGCUUUUGAAAACAUUAGGUAAUUAUUCCUGGGGCAUCUAUCCAGAAUCUAGCUCUGACUUUCCAGUGGAGAACAGACCACUUCCCAGUUCAGUUUACUCUGACUCUCCAUCUGCUGAUGGAAAGAUGAAGGUAACUGUAGUACAAAUAACAAUGGCAUUGGGCAGCCUAAAGAACAUUUUCACUCCUCUCCUAUUCCGAGGACUCCUGUCUUUUCUCACUUGGUGGAUUGCUGCUUGCCUCUUCUCCACAAGCCUUUUUGGGCUUUUCUAUCACCAGUAUCUGACUGUGGCAUGAAUAAUCAGCUCACAAAGGAAAUGUAUGAAAUUAACUUCUCAGUUCAAACCCAUGUACCCCAGAGGGGCUGAAGAAAAAAAUGGAAGAAUGCACACGUGAAUUAAAAACACAUAUCAAGUUUUAUUCUUAAAUGCUUCCUCUGUAUUCUCAGGGUGAAUAUUAUGUUUAAAAUCACAAGUGGGUUUAACUUUUGUUACCGAAUGGUAGGUAACUAACUGCUGAAUUAUGAUAUUGGAACUGUGACUAACUUUUUUGAGUGGCUGAUAUUGGAGGGCUAGUUAAAAGAGUAGCGCCUGUGGGUACCUUGCUUUCCAUUAACACUAAGCCACCCUCAAAACUUUGUAUACUGCUUCAGUCGUUGACUGAUGACUCUUAGUGGUAUUGAGGUACAGGUAACACUCAUGGUGGCUGCCUAGUUAAACAAUCUUGAAACUGAGCCAUACAAUGAGGAGAGAAAAUAAUUUCUGUUGGAACGAUAUUGAUCACUUUUCUGUUUGAAAAGCAAAAAAAAUCCAACAGGACAAAAGAAAUACUGUAUAUUACAGUGAAGAAAGCUAUGUAAUAUUUGAAUUUAGGGUAGGAACAAAUGCAUGGACUCUGCAAGUAUUGCUGCUGAAGAAAUGCAGGAAUGCUCAUGUGUAAGAAGAAUAUUAUAAAAUAUAUAUAUUGUUUCAAUCCCUGCAGCCAUUUUAAAAUAAUGAAUGGCCAUAUAAACCCUUGCAAGUACAGUAUUGGUGCUACUGUUGAUCCACAGAUUCCAUUUGGGUCUUUUAAAUUUCAUUUUUCCAGGUAAUAGAUAAAUUCCAUUGAAUUCACAAAAUAUUUGGAAUAGAUUAUCAACACUGAUCAAACUGUUUAAAAAGAAUAACUAUAAUCCUGCUGAGUGUGUAUGUAUCUGUAAGUAUAUAUAAAUAUAUAUUAUAUAUUAAAUAUAUAAUAUAUAUGGAGUCUAUAAAAAUAAAUAUUGAAUCUUUAAGUUUGCUGAAUGUAUGUUACAGGGCAGUGGGACAGGGACAUAUAUGUACCUAAUAAGUUCAAGUUCUCUUUUUGAAUGAAAAUUAAUUUUUUUUUUUUGAAAAUUCAGCUGGAAGGGCUAUUUUUUGGUGCCUCUACAAAGGUAUUUAACUUUAAUAAAGAACCUUUGAGUUUUAUUGAAAGAGAUUGACCCAGAAUCUUAUCUUUCCUGCUCUGUGUGAUCUUUGUUUGUUAGUCUAAUGUGAGGUUACCCCGCUGAUGUAGAAAUAUUGAACAUCUUUUAGUCUCAGAAAUAUAUUUUCUGUACAUAAGUUUUAAAGCGUAUAGUAAGGAGGAGUAAAGUAUUAAUUUGACAAGUUUUGUUCAGUUUGAAUAACAGUUCCUAAGUGGAGUAUUUUGAGAACAAAUUAGAAGGACAGCUUUUUUUUUUUCAGUUGCUUUGUGUAUACUGUAAUCAGAAAUGCAGGAUUGGGAAUUAAUGUGGGGUAACUUUUUUUUAAAAUUUUACUUUAAAAAAAAAAAAGUGCACUGCAGAAAGAUAUCUCAGUGUUUAGUAUGAGAAAGUAAUAUUAGCCUUACAUAGAAAAUAUGGGUAAUGGUUUUGGGUUUCUUUGAAUUAUUUGUGUAAAACUUGGAAUAUAGUAAACAAAUGGAAAGACUGUUACAAAAUGCUUAAUUUAAAUGUUCUAAAUCUGUGGUAUGGGAAAACAAAGCAUCAAAGAAUACUGAAAAUUAAGGAUUUUAGAUAAUUAUCCAUUCUUCUCUCUCCAUCAAAUAGUUUUGAAAGCAUUCAAAAAUAUUUUAGCUCAUUUUCUGUUACCAUAAUAAGGUUUAUAUACCACUACUUCUCACCUGCAUCCCCCACUGCACGCACACGCCCUCUUAAAUAUCCUGACAAACCUCUUAGAUCCUGCCAGUUACCGUAGGAGUAUAGUACUUCAUAGCUAACAGUGCUGUAAACUUCGCUUAUACCCUAAUUUUUAAUAGGUGAUAGUGGCAACCACUAUCUGAAUGGCCUAAAGAAUAUUUGACUUCAUAGAUUCAAAACUUGAAACAUUCCUAUGAAAAAUGCCCUUUCAGAUGAUUGACAGAUAGGUCCAGCAAUACUGGACCGGCCCAUUUGCUGGGUGUGUGUUGUAUAUGAUUAGCAAUGAAAGAAUAAGGUAGCCUUAUUCUUAGGGCCCUACCAAAUUCAUGGUCCAUUUUGGUCAAUAUCAGGGUUAUAGGAUUUUAAAAAUCAGUCAGUUUGUCUUACUGACUGAUCAAACUGAUAUACCUGGAGAAUUGACUUUGAUAAAUCAAGAAACAGCUUGAUUGUCUUUCUAUCUUUGUUCUGAUUACCAUUUCUAGCCAUUGCUUCUUGAAUGUUGCAUCCAACCCUGUGGUCCUGCAGGUUUCCGGUUGGCUAUGGGUGGAAGAUAUUCUCUCUUCAGUGACUUUCAUUGACUUAGAAUCUUGCAUAAUCCAUGGGACUUCUUCUACAAAACCUAUCUAGGUCAGAAAAUCUUUCUGACAUGGGGGAAAUGGACAAAAAAGAAGUAAAAAAGGACAUUACUAUAGUGAUGAGUAUGGUAUAAAAUAGGUCUGUUGACCUAUAGUUGAAUGGCAUCUUCAUGAGCAAAUGAAUAACCUGUUUUGUGCUUCAUAUUAAGUCAUUUCUAGUUAUCUUUUACCCUUGUGUAUCUGUCUGCCAUUCUCAACAGUAACCUAUAAAGGAAAAAGUAGGUUUGUGCUCUUUUUUGUUGUUGUUGCAUCUUUAUUAUGUAUAAAGAAGGCUUAUGGGGUAUGGACUUUGGCAGGAGUUCUCCUUCUUUACAUUAAAAAAAAAUAAGGUUUUCUUCGUUUCUCUUGGAGGAUUAUAUGGAUAGCUGCAGAAAACUAAUAGGUUUCAGAAAUACAAAGCAAGUAAUUCCCUGACUGAGAGAAAGCAGUUUUUAGUCAGGCUGCUUAAAAUGUUGUGUGGCUUUCUUCACAAAUUACCUCUUUCUGAGAAAAAGAACUGGGAGAUAAGAUGUCUUUGGUAAAGAUUCAACAGCCCUGUCCAUUCAGUUAAGAAGAUGUGGCUUGUGAGCCAAAGGACUUGACUAGAGAGUGUGAUUUUUUUAAAACCCACUAUUUUAACUAAAUUGAAGUUUUUGUCUUAAUUGAGUUUGUGGCUUAUUUCAGUUUAACUUGAUCUGUUUAUUUUUUACAAGAUUAAACUAAACUGAAAUAAGAAUAGCAAACCACAAACUUGCACAAGUUUAACUAAAUUGGUUAAAAUAAUAUCUUUUUAGUUAAAUGGGUGUGUCUAGACCAGGCUUGAGACCUCUGAGUUCUCAUCAAAAAGUAGGGAAGAUCAGCUGUGACAUUCCUGAUAGGAACUCUUUUUAAGCUUAGAAAUGUUUUUUAUACAUCAUAGGAAAGGAGAAAAAGUCAUAAACCAGCAUUUUUCACUUUGCAGGGUACCUUGGAGUGCCUUUUGGGCUGUACUAUCAUCAUGUGUAUAUUUCAGUAAUUGAAGAGGUCUUUGGGAUUUCCCAGCUGCCCAAAAGUUUGCAGUUGUUUGCAACCACAAAUUCUGUGUCCUCUUUUUCUCUCUCUUUUUUUUUUUUUUUAAACCUCUUUCUUACAUAAGAAUCAAUUGGUACAACAAAGGAAAAGGGCAUUUGGUAUCAGUGAGAGAGAAUGAACAGCAUUAUAUGGAAGAAGAGCUGCCUUAGAAGAUUCAUUGCUUAAACCCAGUGUUACAUAACAUCAAUCCUUUAUUCAAAGGAGAUGGAGAACUUGUGAAUAGGAAUUACACACUUAUGCCCUAAUUAUAAAGUCAAACUUACCUAGAAGCAAGCAGUGUGCCAUGAAGAUACGUGUUAGCUGUCUAAACCACAACGCUCAACUUCUGAGUAUAUAGUAUGGUUAUUGAAUACAGAAAAUCCUAGCUAAUCUCAUCCAAACACCUGUCUGUCUCUCUUUACGUCAGCCACCCAUGGGCGCAGAAUUCACCAUUGCUAAUUGAGGUCUUAGGUUUAAUAUUUUUAAAUAAACUUAUGACUAUGAAAAUUGUCCUCAUAGAUAACAAUAUUGUGAAGUUAGUGGUGCCAUAAAAUGGAAGCCCUUACACCUUUUUAUUCUCAAAGACCCUUAGUGUUAUACUUUUCCCUUUUAAGCAUUAGCUCACUUUCCAUAGAGGAACUUUGUGUUAUGCGAACCAAUAGCCCCCAAAUUUAGUACUGCACAUAGUCUAUUGCCAUUGCUUUUUUCCCCCCACAAAGCUCCUAAACAUUUUACUCAUGCUUGAAGAACAAUGUCCAUAGUAAAAAUAGAAAUAAUGAAUGAAAAUACUCAAAGGCCAAAGGAGCUGAAGUGUUUUAUCUUAAGGAAAUGUUCCUAAGUCAGAGUGGGAUCUUAAUAAAAGGAAGAGAGCAGAUUACUAGUGUUCUGAAUUUUAAGAUGAACAUUUACUAUAAAAUAACAAAUAAACUGUUAUUUUAAUCUACAGCUUAAAUCCCCCCAAAGAAGUAUUAAGGGCAAAAUCUUGGGCUCUCUGAUAAAGGCGUACUCUCCGUAGAGUACAAGUGUUACAGAAAUAUUGGAUACACUGUCCUGUUGUUGGGCAAGAUGGCUUAGGACAGCCAGUCACGCUGUACAGUGACAUGCAGGUUGCUUCUCCUUUGAAAAGCAUCAGCAUGCCCACCAGUAGUACAGCACCACACAGUGUUGCCACCUAGUUGUCAUUCCCAGCGUGAGGUGGGAUGGGAAAAGCCUCCCGAAGUGGUUCUUACUCACUAGCAUGCCCACAUUGCACCAGUCAGGAUUUUGCUGUAAGGCUUCCUUGCUGCAGUCUGCUCAAAUUUUUUACAAGGAAGUUUAAAUUUCGCUUUUCCACAAAGUCUCUAACUUUUGAGGCGAUUUGCUGAAGCCCAGAGAAAAGUAAACCACAAACCAAGUCUUUUUUGAAAUCUCCCAUUAUUGGUUGUCAGGUGAAUAAUGAUGUACUGGCCAUUGUUUUGAGAACCAGUAUAUAUGUAUUUUUAUACCUUUGUUGUAACAGUGUUUUUAAUGUUUUUAAGUUUUAAUGUUUUUAAGUUUAUUUGUAAUCCUGAUGCCAUGGAACAUGUCCUCGUGUUUAUUCAUGUCAGUGCCUCCAAUUAGAUCAACUGUUUCUACAUGUUGAUUCUUGUUUAAACUUGAAGCCCAGAUUGAUAAAUUUAUAACAAGUAUAAGCUUAAUAAGUAUAUACUUAUAUAAUAAUAUAUAUUAAGUAUAUACUUAAUUAAGAAGUAUAAUUUAUAACAAGUACAACUCGGUAUCAGUCUGUAAAUGCCAAACAGUUCUUUAGGUUUAGAUUCCCAUUAUUCAAAAUCAGGAAAUGGAAGAAGCUGAGAUCUGUAAUAUCUCUUAACAACACAGUAUGUUCAUGACUUUGGUAUAACAUUCGUGGGGGAAUCCUGUGCUAAAAAAAUUAAAAUUCUGUGCAGAAUAUUUUAAAAUAUUGCAUAUUUUGUCAAAAUAAUGCCAUAUGACCAUGUCAGUUUCAAUUAUUUUGGUAAUUUAUUUAAACUACAAUACAAUGCAUGGAGAAAGGAAGUAGGGAGUGUUGGAGGAGAUCCCCAAAUUCCCUUUGUCUAAUCAUAUGUCGCUAGGUUUGACCUUUUUAGUUCUAGUUAUUAGUCAACAAAUAUAUGCAUCCGUAUGCUCAGUAUUACAUCGUAGGCAACUGAAGAGCACGUGAAGGCUGGGAAUUCAAACUCACAAUUUAUAUUAGCUACUGACCAUUUCCAGAAAGGCCGACAGUAAACAGUUCUUGGAGCACAUUUUGAUAGGAAAAUUUUUCAGUCCAAACAUUUUGAGCAGUUCUAAUCACUAAAGCACCAUAAGCAUUGAUAAGGCUGUUUUAUGCUCCUGAGGGGAAUUCACUAAGAAUGGGAACAGUUCACUAACAAUGAUGGGAACAACUAAGCUGGCAGGCUGCUACAUUCUGCUCUGAGGGGACAGAGUCUACCUCACACAUACCUCCAAACACCCAGAAGCCCUACCCCUCCACAUGGGAUGCACCACAAUAGCGAGUGAGAGGGACAAAGUCUCUUUUGCUUGCAUGCCUGCACACCCAGCCCCCACUCUCUCACAGUGAUUUACAUCUCCACUGGCUGCUCCAGGUACCCAAGCCAACAUGCCCAAGGGGCGAGUGACUGCUCUUGCAGCUUCCCUUUGCUUCCCUGUCAAAAGUCAUUUUUCUGCAGGAAAGCAAAACAUUUUUGCGGGGGAUAUGAAUUGUACACGUGCACAGUGGCACAGAAUCCCUCCAGGAGCACAAGUAGUAAACCUCCUGUAGCAUUUAAAGAAGCAACUUUUCGAAAAGUCUUACUGGUUGGCCAUUUUCAAUUACUUUGUGUGAUAGUUUUGCUGUAUUUUUGAAACCUGAUUUAUGAUGUUUUAUGCUUAUAAAACCAGGCUUUGCCCUAAUUUUCAGUAUUCUUUGUAACUUUGUUUACCUCUUAUGUACUAUUGUCUUAUGUACUUCAAAAGCAGAUGGGUAUUUACAAUAUUUUUCAUAAAAGGUAAAACAAAGAAAAGUAUACCAAAAAUUCCUUUUUGUAAAUCUGAUUCUUACAUGUGUAAACAUGGUGUGCCAACAAAAACUGUAUUUCUCCUGUUUCUGGUUUUCCUGUCUUAACUAAAGUGGAAUAUGGGCAUGAUUUAUCUUGCAUUGUCAUAAUAUGAGUAGAUAAACAUUUUUGAGAACAUUUAUCUGUGGCAGAAAUGUGGGGGAGGGGAACCCGCUUUUAUCCUAGUAUAUCAUUCCCUUUUAAGUAUAAGGACAUAUUUGUACUUAAAAAUACUAUUACAUUGUUUAGGCCCAGAAUUUCACUGAAGUUAAAAUUGUUGUAAACUGUAAAUUAUUGCAAACUGUACAUGUCUCCAGACUGUAAAUAUUUUUUAAAUCUAUCAUAGUUACUGGGAACUUUAAAAAUUAAUAUUUUAUGUAUAACCUGACAAUUGUUGCUCUGUUGCUACUGAAAUAGCUUUUGUUAGCAAAGGGUACAUAGAUCAACACAUCCUGUUCCUAGAACUAUGCUGGCAUUGACAAUAUUGAUGCUCACAAAGCAAAUUAUCUGUAACAGACUGUGACCAAGAGAUGAAAAAUCUUUAUUUGCCCAUGGAAAAGGUCAAAAUUUACGGGAAACUUCCAAGUCCCCCUCUCUAGAUUAGGGUAGGUUUUCAAAAAUUUCCCACUUACACUUUGAGUUCCACCAUCUUGGCAAGAUUAAGCACCUUCAUUUGAUUGUCUACCAGUUAUCACUGUUUUAAAACACCAUAUUGAUUAGAGCUGCUCUGAGCAAAGUUACAUGACGUGGUGCUUUAAAAUCAGGCACACCACCUAUGCUGUACUGCAGAAGGCUCCCAAAAGUUGAUAACAUAGUGGAACCUAACUGGUAUUGGCAAAGUUGCAUCAUUUAAAAAAAAAAAAAACAACCCCAAAAACCAGAGGAUAAGGGUACAAUAUUACCAAUGUCUACACAAAGAACAAACUCCAUCUUCUGUGCAUGCAAGGUGUUACUAAAGUGCCUGGACCUGCACAUCCUAGAGCAGAUACUAGGAAUGACAUUUUCAAGCAGACAUUUUCUAAAGUUGUGCACAUGCCUUUGUGCUUCUCUUGGUAGGUAUGCAUACCUAGAAGAUAGCCUGCAUUUUCUUAAAAAGAGAUCAGCCAGUCUGUAAAAACUUGCCAUGGGAAUUUAAUUUUAACUCAUUGAAAUAUGUGUGUGUAUAUGUAUAGAUGGAUGAUGUGGAAAAAUAAAUUCUCAUGGCUAAUAUUUUAACUCUAUAUACCUUUUUAUUUCCAAUAAGUUUAUUUUUUGCUUUUAUUGCAUAAAUAUUCCAAGAAUUCUGCCUUCCCUUUACUGUAUUUGUAAGAACACCUCAGUUCUUCUUACACUUUCACACUUUUUCCAUACUUGAGAUUAAAGAAAUUACAAUUCUGUACCGUUAGGACUGUCUGCAAUGGAAUGGUUGACUUUGAAAGAAGUUUAACACCUGCUUUGCUACAAGUUUAUAGUUUGAGCUCCAGUCCUGCAAGGACUUACGUAUUUAACUUGAUCUCAAUGGGACUAUUCAUGAGCAUUAAUGAGAUGAAACCUAGAAUACAAAAGAGCAGGAAUUACUUGGACGUAUGGAGCUGAACAUAAUGGAUCCAAAACAGGAGACCAGUGUUAACUGUUGUACAGUUUUUUAAAUUUUGUAUUUUUAAUAACAGCCUUAUGUACUGUUGAAUGCUUUUGUUAGGACAGUGGGCUGCCAGCUUGACUUUUAACUAUCUUUUAUAAGAAUUUGCAUGCUUUAAAUUUUAAGAUUAAAAAACUCUAUCAAACAUGAUCAGUCUGAUUCAGCAGAAAAAAAGUGAUGAAAUAAACAUUUUUAGAUUCCUAGUCUGGAGGUAAUUAUUCUGCAUGUUACCUGUAAAGUGCUUGUAACUUGAACUGUUUGCAUUGAAUUAAGUCUGUACCAAAGGAAGCACUCCUUAAAGGAAGCCUUAUAGUGUGAGCUUUUAGCUCUAAAAAAUGGCUUUAGCAAUUAGUAUAUUUAAUGUAUAUAGCACAUGGUUUGGGGAAAACUUGUUCCUGUAAGCUACUAUACAUUAGGUUUUUUUACACUGUGUGUAAGAAAUUAUGUUGCUUAUUGCUGCUAAUGGUUUAUCUGGAGAAUUUAAGAUGAUUUUCUAUCUUGCUUGAAAAGUGUUAGCAUGUGUCAGGCAGCAUUUUCCUAAUGUUGAUGAACAUAGUAAUAAAGCUCACUAAGUUUCAAUGUUAAUUUAAUAAAAUUCUGUGAAAUACAAAGA